Messenger RNA from Striga hermonthica, 666 nucleotides. The record is from the annotation of a GenBank genome assembly. NCBI's taxonomy places the organism in Eukaryota, Viridiplantae, Streptophyta, Magnoliopsida, Lamiales, Orobanchaceae.
AUGGCGCUGCCAAAUCAGCAGACGGUGGAUUACCCGAGCUUCAAGCUUGUGAUUGUCGGCGAUGGCGGCACAGGGAAAACCACAUUUGUGAAAAGGCAUCUCACUGGUGAAUUUGAGAAGAAAUACGAACCUACCAUUGGUGUCGAAGUUCAUCCAUUGGAUUUCUUCACAAACUGCGGGAAAAUCAGAUUUUACUGCUGGGACACUGCUGGUCAGGAGAAAUUUGGUGGCCUUAGAGAUGGUUACUACAUCCAUGGACAAUGCGCCAUUAUUAUGUUUGAUGUGACAGCACGAUUAACUUACAAGAAUGUCCCGACAUGGCAUCGUGAUCUUUGCCGUGUUUGUGAGAACAUCCCAAUUGUGCUGUGUGGGAAUAAGGUUGAUGUGAAGAACAGGCAGGUGAAGGCGAAACAGGUUACCUUCCACCGCAAGAAGAAUUUGCAGUACUAUGAAAUAUCAGCAAAGAGUAAUUACAACUUCGAGAAGCCCUUCUUGUACCUUGCCAGGAAACUUGCUGGGGAUCCUAACUUGCACUUUGUUGAGUCUCCUGCUCUUGCCCCACCUGAAGUUCAUAUUGAUUUGGCUGCUCAACAACAGCACGAGGCUGAACUUGCAGCUGCAGCUAGUCAACCUCUUCCUGAUGAUGAUGACGAUGCUUUUGAUUAA